AUGUCGGCUCUCUGGACGAGGAAGACUCGUCUCGGCAAUCUAUCCACCAUUACAUCAAACUACAAAUUGACUCCUCAUCACUCCAACCAGAAACGGAGAGGAGGAGAUGGACUCAAACGUCACCACUGUCAGCUCUGUGACAAAUCCUUUAAAGCAUGCUGGUAUUUGAAGAUUCAUCAGAGAGUUCACACUGGAGAGAAACCGUACAGCUGUGACCAGUGUGAGAAAGCGUUCACUACAUCAGGUGACCUAAGAAUCCACCAACGUGUUCACACUGGAGAGAAACCCUACAGCUGUGUACAAUGUGGGAAAGCUUUCACUCAAUCAAGUCACCUAAAAAUCCACCAACGUGUUCACACUGGAGAGAAACCGUACAGCUGUGACCAGUGUGGGAAAACAUUCAUUUCAUCAGGUGGCCUAGAAAUGCACCACCGUGUUCACACUGGAGAGAAACCGUACUGGUGUGACCAAUGUGGGAAAUUUUUCACUAGUUUUAGGAGCCUAUAUGUCCACAGACGUGUUCACACGGGAGAGAAACCAUACAGGUGUGACCAGUGUGGGAAAACAUUUGCUACAGCAGAUGAAUUAAAAAAGCACUAUCGUGUUCACACUGGAGAGAAACCUUAUAAGUGUGACCAAUGUGGGAAAGCAUUCACUACAUCAGGGAACCUGAAAGUCCACCAACGUGUUCACACUGGAGAGAAACCAUACAACUGUGACCAAUGUGGGAAAGUUUUCACACAAUCAAGUGAACUAAAAAUCCACCAACGUUUUCACACUGGAGAAAAACCGUACAGCUGUGACCAGUGUGAGAAAACUUUCUUUACAUCAGGGAAACUAAAAAUCCAUCAACGUGUUCACACUGGAGAAAAACCCUACAGUUGUGACAAAUGUGGGAAAGCUUUUACUGCAUCAGGUGAACUAAAUAUCCACCGGCGUGUUCACACUGGGAAUAAACCGUACUGGUGUGACCAAUGUGGGAAAGUUUUCUCUAAAUCAAGUACAUUAAAUGUCCACCAACGUGUUCACACCCGGGAUAAACCAUACAGCUGUGACCAAUGUGAGAAAACCUUUACGCAGUCUGGUAACCUUAAACGCCACCAACGCAUUCACACUGCUUCGGUUUAAACAUUUUUCAGAUCCAAACAAGCUGUUUCCUCUUGCCCUGAUAGCUGUGUUGUUUUAUUAGCAAGCAUAGUGUUAGCUCAGGCAGGCAAUGAAGUCAAGCUCUGCUCUCAAUCCCAGCCCCAUCAGCUGAUUCCUCUCUUAGCAUUAGUUGUUAAAUAAGAUACCUUAUAUUCAACUUAAGCUGCUAUAGUCUGCUUGCCCUUGCUGCUUCUUCUGCAAGCACCUCAGAAGCACCAGACAAGAAACUGUUUCAGCCGCUGAUCCUCGAGGCCCAGCCCAGCAGCCCACUCCACAGUGGAUAAUCAUCCUGACAACUGGUCCAGGAUCCAUUAAUCGCUCGCCAGCACAAACUAUAUCCAAGACCUGGCAAGUCAAGUUUUCCUGGCACAGCUGGCUGUUUUCCUCCCCGGGUGCAGGCCUGUGACGCCCGGCGAUUACUUCCCUCUGGCAGCAUCUGAGGUAUCACUGUCCCUCAGAGAUCGCUGUGAAGAGCAGUUCCAGUCUCCUCUGUGGGUUCCUUUUGUUCUUUGUCCUGCCACAAUCUCUCCCUGAGCUGAGAAAAGCUCUGGGGAAACAUCCCCACACCUUCCUGUCAAAUAGUUGAUUGCAGGAUUGGUUCAGGGGCCUGACUUGGUUGCCAAGUGUCAUUUUUUUGUAAAAAUUAAAAGUCACAUUAAUUAUUUUAAUGUAGUAAGCUAACGCUAAAGCCUCGAAUGUACUCAAAGCGGACGCAUACACGGACAUCUGAGGACACAAGGGACUACUUCUAAACUACUGUCAGGUCGGCGGACUCGCUCCACACAUGUGUGUUUGUUUUUGGGGACUUUCCAUUUAGGCACGUGGAAGGGAGAUCCCAGAACAGAGCCAAACUUAACGCUUCUUUGAUGAAAGUUGUCCUGACUGAACUGAUUUUCUCUACAAACUGAGGGGGAGACAACAGUAACUUUAUAUUCUGAUCAGCAUGUAUGUUAUCGUGGCUGCGACUACGUACUGUGCUGCCCCUCUCACCAUAAUCCUGUUGUCGUCACACACAAAGAGGCCACACCUCCAACCCCCGUCCAGGAAGAAGUGCGUUUUAAGGAUUCCUGAUCUACUUGGCCUUUUACUUUCCAAAGAAAAAAAUAGCUACUUUGUUCUUUAUGUAAAUUUGUUGAAUGUUUAUGAGCCAUCUCUUUAUUCAUGUAGUUUAGUUUUCAUCCCACCUAAAAUUUACUUUUACUGUUCUUGUAAUUCAUGCAAGAAAAUAUUGCUAGCACUUUUCAACCUUCACUACAAUGGAGUAUUUUCUCACAGUCCAUUAAUCUGUCAUGUUAUCGCUCAGGUAUUUUCAAACUGCUUGUUUUGUCCAUCUUUAAACCUUUAAAACUGUUCAGUUUAUUAUCAAGUAAGACAAAGAAAAGAAGCAAGUCUUCAUAACUAAGAAACUGGAAUCACAAUAUAGUCGAUUACGAUUGUUAAUCAAAACAAAUCUUCUGCCAAUGCAGGGCUCUACAGUGCAACCAUUUUGCUCGCAUAUGCCCCUAAAAAUCAAAUGUGUGAACCGGAAAAAUGAUUUAUGAGCACAAUGUGCAAGUAACUUACCAGAAAGAUUUCCACUGCUGCAACGUUCCCCUGGUUUUACUGAAGUUAUUGUAAUACUAUUCAGUAGUCUUGUUUAUAUCAGGUGUGUAGUGGGUUGUGUGGGUGCUGCUGGUGGAUUGUGAAUCCGUCCCUGGUUCAAAAACUACACAAGCACCAAUUACAGUAACGUUUAUUGUGAGUGUUUUAAAAGCUUUUUUCAGUGUAUCAAAUUUUCAAAACAUCUGUUUCAGUAUUUUAGAAAUCCUUUACAAAUUAUUAAGGCCGAUGCCGAGUGACCAGAUAACAGGGUCUUCACUUCCGUACUCCUCCAAUGGUUUCACCCCAUAGUUGAACACAAGGAGAAAGACAACACACGUAGAAUUAAUAUGUAUAUAAUCAAUAGUUUGUUUAACUCUGUUACUUGAACAUUCUGCUGUGCUCCAAAAAAGGUUAGCGUAGAGCCCUGCAAUGGAUCGGGCUCAGUUGUCAUCUCCUCGGAGGAGGUUUACUUCAACUGUAAGUGUACUUCUGCGUCAAAUCGACGGCAUAGGGGGCUACGCCGUCGCCUGACAUGCAUGUCCUCAAAAAUUUAGCUACACGCCGAGUCGACGGGGACCAUAAGCUCUGUGAUUGGUCGGCUGGGUAGCCUCGCAAUGCCGCUAAACUAACGGAGCGCUAAGAAUAAGUAUAAAUGCCUGGCUACGUGCGUAGACCCUACGCAGGAGUAGAAAUCAAGCUUAACUCUUCCCCUCCUGCAGAGCCUGAAUCGGCUUUUUUGACACGCCGUUUCAUUUCCUCGUUCAUACUGUGUCGAUCUCAAAGCUGCAGAUCAUUGGCAGAAGGAAACAAAACGAUCUAAAUCAUGGUUGUAUUAGUUUGUUACCCACACAUGGUCUUCCACAUGACUGCUUUUGGACAGAGGCAGCGAUCUGUGGACAUUGCGAGUCACCCUCAGAAUUAAAUAUAUGGGUGAUGCUGUCCUUCAUUUGACUCUGUGGACAUUAAGGCAGCUGUCAGGUUGUCAGGCUAAAACAUUUACUGUGGGCUACAACUUCAGUAAUCACCGUUUAAAUCAAACUAAUCUGUAUUAAGCUGUAACCUAAAUGAACAGUCAUCUGUCAUGUUGUGAUUAGUCGCACUGAUUGGAUCGUAGUUAUCAUGCUGGAGCUGAUGUGAAUGUUUCUGAGUGAGGAUGACAGGGGUGCAGUUGGAACAAAUAAAGUGAGUUUGUUAAUAUUAUCUGCUUAUAGUCUUAAUGUGUUUUGACCAAAUUUUAUUAAAUAUGAAAUGAGCAAGAUUUUUAAAUGUAAACUAGAAGUCUAAAAGUCAGUUAGACACAUUUUCCACAGAAAGAAAAUAAUGAAUAGCCUGCUGUGUGGGACUGUGGCUUUACAAUCACAGGUCCAUGAGUAAACUGUGUCUAACGUUGUAGUGCAUGUAUUCUACAUAUACGUCUGUAGCAUUAAAUGUCUUAUCUGUUUCUCUGGGUCAGACUCUGUAAUCGCCCUCUGGUGUAUGACACUCUUUUAAUAAAUAUCACAAAGACAA
Molecule: messenger RNA, 4236 nt
Organism: Micropterus salmoides (largemouth bass)
Lineage: Eukaryota; Metazoa; Chordata; Actinopteri; Centrarchiformes; Centrarchidae
Product: zinc finger protein 239-like
Exons: 3
Coding region: 1-1128 (375 amino acids)
Source: RefSeq, a predicted model, not a curated record